AUAUAAAAUUCAAUAUGAUCCUCCAUGGGGUUUAGCCAGAAUUUCUGCUAGGGUUGAUGACUGGCCAUCUGACACUGGACGGUAUUGGUAUCAUGAAAGUGGUGGUAAUGGUGUGACGGUGUAUAUCAUAGAUACUGGUAUAAACAUACAUCAUGAUGAUUUUGAAGGAAGGGCUAUUUGGGGUAUUGAUUAUUCUAAUGAUAAUUAUGAUAAUAAUGAUGGUAAUGGCCACGUUGCGGGUAAAACUUAUGGAGUCGCCAAGAAAGCGACAAUGGUUGCCGUUAAAGUUUUGAACUCUUAUGGUUAUGGCUAUAUUUCAGACAUCCUCAAAGGUAUUGAAUGGUCAGUCAUUCAACAUAAAUCGAAACAAAUGAGCAAUGAUCAUAAGGGAUCUGUAAUUAAUAUGAGUUUAGGUGGUGAUAAAAGUAUCGCCACAAAUGAUGCUGUCAAUGCGGCUGUACGAGAAGGGAUCGUUGUUGCCGUGGCUGCUGGAAAUGAUAAUAAUGAUGCUUGUAAUGAAUCACCUGCGUCUGCUAAAUCAGCUAUUACUGUAGGCGCUUCAGAUAUUAAUGAUAACUGUGCAUGGUUUUCUAAUCAUGGCAAAUGUGUAGAUAUUUUUGCUCCGGGUGUGGAUAUUUUAUCAUCUUGGAUAGGUUCAGAAAAUAAUGUGGUUGCAACUUUAUCAGGAACUUCAAUGUCUUCUCCUCAUAUAAGUGGUUUAUGUGCUUUAUUUAUUUCAAUGGGUAUUGCAAAACAUCCAAAAGAUGUUAAAAAUAAAAUUAUUGAACAUUCUACACGAGGUGCAUUAAAAGGAAUACCAAAUCUUCAUACUCCAAACAG
Molecule: messenger RNA, 840 nt
Organism: Ambispora leptoticha
Lineage: Eukaryota; Fungi; Glomeromycota; Glomeromycetes; Archaeosporales; Ambisporaceae
Source: the annotation of a GenBank genome assembly